AUGCCCAUCUCACUAACAUUGCUGCAGUCUCCGUUAGUUCCAUUUGUUUUUGGAGAGUCCUGGAGCAAGACCCUAUCCGAGGCUGAACCGCCCUCUCACCCAAUCCUCAGCGUGUGCAAAAUGAGUCUCCGACCGGGCACCAACGUCCACCAUGGGAAUCAGACGGCUGCCCGUCUCUGGACUACCUCCAUCGAUUAUAUUCGUUCCAUUCCGGAUUGCACGGCCUUUUAUUGGGCUUCCGUCAAAAAUGAGCCAGAGACGCUCAUUGCUCUUCUGCAAUGGAAAGAUGUCUCCGCAUGGAAGAAGUUUCAAUCUUCGAUCGGAUUCCGGUUGAUGACUGCUUUUUCGACUCCCGGGUGCUUGAACCGAGCUUUACCCCUCUCACUGCCGGAUGGCGUUACGUCGGGUGACAUUGUUGAGAUGGUCCCCUUUCAGGUCGCGGCCGCCGAAUCCACGACGAACUUCACUACGAUAUGGGCCCAGUUUACGGCCAACGCUCAGGAAGCAAACGAUCCUCGGUGGAUAGUCUCUGGUGGAUGGCUAGAACGCGACGGACCCCGUAAUUACGAUUCGCGAGAAGAGAAGGCACUGGCAGACCAGCAGCCGAGCGUGUUUUUAGCACUCAUAUUCUGCAAGGAUAGUCCGCUGUCUGCCAGUACCCUCUCUCCAUCGCUCCAAGAAGGCGUCUCACUUCUAUCGCAGUUUGUCACAGGCCCAUGCAUAUUGACAACCCCCUUACGCUGCGAGACGGUAGCGCAACCGAUGCCUGAUUUAGCCUCGCCCUCGCAGCCUAUCUCCUGCAACUCUAUGUCGAGACUACUCAAGAUUCAUCCCCCUCGUCUCUGA
Molecule: messenger RNA, 846 nt
Organism: Penicillium canariense
Lineage: Eukaryota; Fungi; Ascomycota; Eurotiomycetes; Eurotiales; Aspergillaceae
Exons: 1
Coding region: 1-846 (281 amino acids)
Source: RefSeq, a predicted model, not a curated record